Sparassis crispa is the source of this 639-nucleotide messenger RNA. RefSeq lists its product as hypothetical. Bases 1 to 639 code for a protein of 212 amino acids. NCBI's taxonomy places the organism in Eukaryota, Fungi, Basidiomycota, Agaricomycetes, Polyporales, Sparassidaceae. The transcript is spliced from 2 exons. The record is from RefSeq and is a predicted model, not a curated record.
AUGCCCACCCUCAUUGUCACUUCCGUGCUCACCAGAAACCGCCUCCGGCCAUCCAUCGCGGUGUUCCAGCGAGACACCGCCCAGUCUGAGCCCAAGGCUGACGCCGACAAAGCGUAUCCUGCCCCAGAGCCCGACUCCCUCACAGUGCUCAAGGCCUCACGUGGAUACGAGUAUGAGCGCCAGCGGGCCAAGAAGAGCGCAGAGUCGGAGCGGAUGAGGGAGCGCAAGGAGCGGUACCGGCGCGCGUGGCAGCAGUCCGCAGCGCGGUCGCACAAGCUCAUGCCCCACGGGAACGGGAGUGAGAAGCGCAAGAAGGCGUACGGGAUGGAGAUGGACGACGAUGAGAACGUACCGCCGUGCGUGAACGAGGAGCGGGGGGUUACGGAGGACGCGGCCCGGUUCAGGGAGCGGCAUGAGUUGGAUAUCGCGUCGCUGAUCAAGUCAGCGAAGUCGACGACACCCAAGUCGAAAGUCGAUGACUUCGAGGUCAUAGCCAAUGUCCGCUCGGUCAUUGUCCUGGAUGACCAGGUCUCCAAUGACUUUGAACUGGACGAACCGUGGGAGCAUAUCUCGAUCGAAGAUGGGUGCGAGAGUAAAGUUGCGGUCCCGUCGUAUGCCCAGAUCCUCUCAAAGGCUUGA